Messenger RNA from Ruditapes philippinarum (Manila clam), 1930 nucleotides. RefSeq lists its product as uncharacterized. The coding region runs from base 201 to 1346 and encodes 381 amino acids. Lineage: Eukaryota; Metazoa; Mollusca; Bivalvia; Venerida; Veneridae. The record is from RefSeq and is a predicted model, not a curated record. The transcript is spliced from 2 exons.
CAAUGUCGGGGUUAACUAUACAAUUUGAAGGUAAGUUUAAAAAAUCAAUCAUAAGGAAGUUAACAAAUGAAAUAUCCGAAUAAUAGAUACUUGAAAAUUAAUUAUUAGCAUUUUUGUUCAGGGCAUUUAGAUUAUAUGUUUACAAAAAUGUAUUAAUUGUAAAUCAUUUUCUUAAAAAACCUGUCUCAGACUAACACACAAUGGAAAAUUGCGAAAAUAACCAAGGGAAUAGUGAAAGGCUAGAUAAGGAUUUCUCAUCAGAUGCUAAACAUUUAGACGACACUAAAACGGAACAAACCAAAGAAGAAAGUGAAUCUUCUGUGAACAAGGAAGCAAAAUGUGAUAAAAUAUAUACUUCUGUUGGAAAGAUAGACAUGAAUGUCACGUGUCGUAGAAAAAUAACCAUACUGGCACAUCAACUGAAACGAUUAUCACACGAAGGCAGCAUGGACAAAUUCAAUGCAAUUGUCACCCGAAUUAAUGAUAGAUAUAAGGCGAAAAAACCCAAACUUGGCAUGUGUGUUCCGAGCUACAUGGGGGUUAAUGAUAUAAGGUUUACAGUUCUUGAUGCACAGAUAGAAGCUAGAAGACUGAAGUAUGAUACAAAUUUGACUGACAGUGACAUGUUCGGUGAAAUGGAAAAAAUUAUCAAAUUCACGUCAAAUCCAACCAGUAGCAGCAUGACAUAUCUUGCAAGGCGUGGAUCUGCACUAUCUAUGAAAACGACUCUCGACAAUGGCUUAGCUUACUUGCAAUUCGCAAAACAACACAGCAUACAAAUAUCCCCUUGUAAGGACACAGGUAUGGUAUUUUACAUCAACGCCAAUCUGCUGUCUCAGAAAUUUGAACUAAAUCCCUCUGCAGAAAUGAAAAAGGAACUUCUGGAAACCAUUGAACACGCUAUGGCACAUUUCGAAAAAGAAAUAGAUGAUGUAAGAAGUGACUAUUCUAGAAUGCUUAUGCUCAAAAAGGCGUAUUGUUAUCUAGGCUUGAAUCUGUUUGGAAAAAAGAUCCAAGAAAUUUCUGUUUCUGAGGACGACAGAAAAUCUGCAAAGAACUGUUUGGAUUUCAUUGAAAAGCCAGAUAUUUGGAAAAGAAUGGAAAGUAGACGAAAAAUGUUAUAUCACAUUGCAAAAGCAGAAUACUAUAGACAAGGACAAUUAUUUGAAUCGUCUUUAAUGCAUGGAAAGAUAGCUUUUAUGUUUGCUCAGGAAAACAGUUGGACGGCAGAACUUCCAAACAUUAUUGAUUUGAUAAAUGAUGUUGAAUCUGCUUCCCCAAAAGCUGCCGGUGAUGACGACACAGAUGACGAAUUAAUAGAACAAUUGCUCAGCACGGGAAUUUAGUUCUAGAAAUGCGCAUACAACAAACCUGGAAAGUCCAAACCUGAAAUCCACUGAUUAGCACACGCAUCAUAACCCGUUACAAUAAAAAGUAUUCAUGGUGAAAACUUUUCAUACAUACUUUUCAUGGAAUGUUAUUGGUGUAAACAUGUGUUGUUUUUUUCAGAAGGGUUGAUAGAAACGUGUUUAGAUUUGGAACAUAAAUGCACAUAUAUACAGUAUUCUUCCAUGAACACGUGAUUUGUUGACCUAUUAUCAAUUAACUUACUACUAGUAUAUUAUUCGGAACAGAACAUGCUUGUAGUUCUUAUUUGUUUUUAAAGUGAUUAACUCACUCUUUUUGCGAAGAUUUUCUCCACGCGUGCAAUCAAGCAUUUCGUAAAAAAAUUUUUCAUUCAAUUUCCUUUACAUAUAACAUAACAAGUGAAACAAAUAUGAGUAUUAUUAGCGGAAUUGCAUUUCAACUUAUGGAUCAAUUUACAAGUUUCAAAUGCAAAUGUCACAUAUGUUGAUGUAUUGCUUACAUAAUCUUAUUACAUCAUGCUCAUCGUUGUUAUAUUUUUUUCUAUUUUAUAAAAACAUGAAUA